CCCUCCCGCUACAUCUGUUAUUUGGCGCCAAAUGCAAGAUCAUAGUUACAAUAACAAACAUGGUUCUUCAGAACUCUGGUAAAUUUAAAGCAGAUACAGAUAGCGAAGCUGUAGUGCGAGAAGAUACAAGUGAAAAACGUCUCCAAAGAAGCAUCCAAAAUGAUGAGGUUGAUUCCAGAUUUGGAUUUGACCGCUAUAAAGAAUCAGCAGAAAGAACAGGAUGGCUUAUUAACAUGCACCCGGCUGAUGUAUUGGAUGAAGACAAACGUCUGGUCAGUGCUGUGGAUUAUUAUUUUGUGGAAGAAGAUGGCAACAGAUUCAAGGCUACCCUUCUGUUCCAACCAUAUUUCUAUGUUGCCACCAAACCGAACUGUGAAAGAGAAGUGGCCUCAUAUCUUAGUAAAAGAUUCUCUGGUAAAAUAGCUUCUGUGGAAACUGUGAAGAAAGAAGAUCUUGAUUUGCACAACCACUUGGUAGGUCUCAAGAGAACCUAUCUGAAAUUAUCAUUCCUCAGUGUUGAAGAUUUGAUGAAAGUAAAGAAAGAAAUCAAUCCUGUUGUGAAAAAGAACAGAGAAGAAAGGAAAUCUCAAGAUGUUUAUACUGCAAUGCUAACCACACAUAAUGCUGAUGACGCUCCUAAAUGUAUUUCAAAGAAACUCACAGAACAAAUGGACAACAUCAUUGAUAUAAGGGAGCAUGAUGUACCUUAUCACGUGCGAGUUUCAAUUGACUUGAAGAUAUUUGUUGGUCAUUGGUAUACAGUGCAAGGACAUGGGUCAGCUUCUCCAGACAUUAAACUACGUGAUGAUCUUGUUGACCGACCUGAUCCUGUUGUUCUUGCAUACGAUAUUGAAACAACUAAACUGCCCUUGAAGUUUCCUGACUCCCAGACUGAUCAAAUUAUGAUGAUCUCAUAUAUGAUUGAUGGUCAGGGUUAUCUUAUUACAAACAGAGAAAUUGUUUCAAUGGACAUAGAGGACUUUGAGUACACCCCUAGGCCUGAAUUUGAAGGACCAUUUAUCAUAUUUAACGAACCAGAUGAGCUGAGUCUUAUUCAAAGAUUCUUUGACCAUAUUUUGGAAUCAAAGCCUCAUAUUUUUGUCACCUACAACGGAGACUUUUUUGAUUGGCCUUUUGUGGAAACUCGUGCUGCUGUCUAUGGCAUCGACAUGUCACGAGAAAUCGGGUUCCAGAGGGACAAUCAAGGGGAAUAUAAAUCUAGAGCUGCUAUUCACAUGGACUGCUUUAAAUGGGUUAAAAGAGACAGUUACUUACCUGUUGGCAGUCAAAACUUGAAAGCAGUUGCAAAGGCCAAGCUUCGUUAUGAUCCUGUAGAGUUGGACCCUGAAGACAUGUGUCGUAUGGCUAGUGAAGAGCCACAGGUCCUUGCCAACUAUUCAGUGUCAGAUGCUGUUGCUACCUACCACUUGUAUAUGAAAUACGUUCACCCUUUCAUAUUUGCUCUGUGCACCAUUAUUCCGAUGGAGCCCGAUGAGGUCUUGCGCAAAGGUUCUGGGACACUCUGUGAAGCCCUCUUGAUGGUGCAGGCAUACCAUGCUAAUGUUAUCUUCCCCAAUAAACAGGAAUCAGUUCUGAAUAAACUUACUGAUGAUGGACAUUUACUUGACUCUGAGACUUACGUUGGUGGUCAUGUUGAAGCUCUGGAAUCAGGUGUCUUCAGAGCAGAUAUUCCCUGUCGUUUUAGAAUGGUACCUGAUGCUUUCCAGACUCUUAUAAAUACUGUUGAGAAAACCAUGAAACAUGCAAUAGAAGUUGAAGAGAAAGUGUCCUUGGAACAAGUAACCAAUUUUGAUGAAGUUUGUGAAGAUAUUAAAGAUCGAUUGGCUAUGUUGAGAGAUUGUCCAAACCGUUUAGAAAACCCAAUAAUUUACCAUUUAGAUGUUGGUGCCAUGUAUCCAAAUAUUAUUCUCACCAACCGACUUCAGCCUUCUGCAAUGGUUGAUGAGGAAAUUUGUGCUGCUUGUGACUUCAACAAACCUGGUGCAACAUGUCAGAGGAAAAUGACUUGGAUGUGGCGAGGAGAAUAUAUGCCUGCUACCAGAAGUGAGUUCCAACGAAUCCAGCAGCAACUGGAAAAUGAGAAAUUUCCACCAUUUUUUCCUGAUGGACCACAAAGAGCUUUUCACCAGCUUCCAGCUGUGGAACAAGCUGCCAUAGAGAAAAAGAGACUGGCAGAAUAUUGCAGGAAAGCUUACAAGAAGGUCCAUGUAACAAGAAAAGGAGAAAAAGUCGCUACCAUUUGUCAAAGAGAAAAUUCCUUCUAUGUUGACACAGUUCGGGCAUUUCGAGACCGACGCUAUGAGUUCAAAGGAUUAGUGAAGGUAUGGAAACGCAAGUUGGGAGAAGCAGAAGCAGCAAAAGAUGCCACAGAGAUAAAAAGAGCAAAUGGGAUGGUUGUUUUGUAUGAUUCACUACAACUGGCUCAUAAAUGUAUCUUAAAUUCCUUUUAUGGAUAUGUCAUGAGGAAAGGUGCUCGUUGGUACAGUAUGGAAAUGGCUGGUAUUGUCUGUUUCACAGGAGCAAACAUCAUCACAAAAGCUCGAGAAAUUGUUGAACAAAUAGGACGGCCUCUGGAACUGGACACAGAUGGUAUAUGGUGUGUAUUGCCAGCAACAUUUCCAGAAAAUUACGUUGUCAAAACAACUCAUCCAAAGAAAGCAAAGUUGACAAUUUCUUACCCAGGAGCCAUGCUUAAUGUAAUGGUGCAGAAUGAAUUUACUAAUCACCAAUAUCAAGAAUUAGUUGACCCAGAUGCUCUGAAAUAUGAAGUCCGCAGUGAAAAUUCAAUAUUCUUUGAAGUUGAUGGGCCUUACUUAGCAAUGAUUCUUCCUGCUUCCAAAGAAGAAGGCAAAAAACUAAAGAAACGAUAUGCUGUCUUUAAUUUUGAUGGUUCUCUUGCAGAACUGAAGGGUUUCGAAAUAAAACGGCGAGGUGAGCUGCAAUUGAUAAAGAUCUUCCAGUCAUCCGUUUUUGAAGCAUUUUUGAAAGGUAUCACUUUAGAGGAAUGUUACAGUGCUGUCUCUAAAGUAGCAGACUAUUGGUUAGAUGUCUUGUACAACAAGGCCGCCAACAUGCCAGAUUCAGAAUUAUUUGAACUUAUUGCUGAAAAUCGGAGUAUGUCAAGGAAACUGGAAGAUUAUGGACAGCAAAAAUCAACAUCUAUAAGCACAGCUAAACGUUUGGCUGAAUUCCUUGGUGAUCAAAUGAUCAAAGAUGCUGGUCUGAGUUGCCGCUAUGUGAUAUCUAAAAAACCAGAAGGUUCCCCAGUUACAGAGAGAGCUAUUCCAAUGGCUAUUUUCCAAGCUGAACCAGGAAUCAAGAGACAUUUUCUCAAGAAAUGGCUCAAGACUUCCAACAAAGAUCUUGACAUUAGAGAUAUUCUUGACUGGCAAUAUUACAUUGACCGAUUGGGUGGUGCCGUCCAGAAGAUUAUCACCAUUCCAGCUGCACUACAGCAAGUGGCCAACCCAGUACCACGUAUUCCUCAUCCAGAUUGGUUACAGAAGAAACUAUUAGAGAGAACUGACAUUUUCAAACAGAAGAAAAUUAGUGAAAUCUUUGCUCCUCAACCCAAACCACAGGAACCAGAAGUGGAUUCUAUAGGGGACAUAGAAGAUCUGGGAGUUCCUGCUAAGCCCAACAUGCCAGUUCGAGCUACAGUCACCAAACGUAAACGGAUGCAGUCAAGUGAAGAUACUGACUUCUCAAAAACUGAUUCUCAGAACUCAGAAUCUUUGACUCAAACAUUUCGAGAUAUAUUAGGACCUCCUCCACCAAUGGGAAAAACUAAGGCUGAAAUGGUGGAAUGGUUACAGUAUCACAAAAAGAAAUGGGGUUUGCAGUCUAAAGACAGGCAGCUCCAAAAACGGCAGCGGGUUGAUUUGGCGGACUUUAAUUCCAGUGCCACACCGAUUGUUGGUCGUCAAGGUUUGAGUGGUUUCUUGCGCCGUACAGCUCGCACCAUCCUAGAUUUACCAUGGCAACUGGUACAGUUGGCUGAAACCAGUGAACCUGGCCAGUAUCGACUGUGGGCACUCAUUGGAAACGAUCUUCAUGUUAUGCGACUGAAUGUUCCCAGAAUAUUCUAUGUGAACCAAAAGACACCAAAAGAAGGAGAAGGAGCCAUGUGGAAGAAGGUUCAGAAGACUCUACCAAGAUCCCACCCCGUUAUGCACCUUUACCAAUAUACAGUACCAGAAAAUGUCUACCUGGAGCACAGCAAUGAAAUCAAUGCUGAUCUAUCAUCUCCAGACAUUGAAGGUGUUUAUGAGACUCAAGUACCAUUAUUGUUCCGUGCCUUGGUCCAGUUGGGUUGUGUUGUCACAGUCAACAGAGAUUAUGCUAGACUUCUUGCUGGCAAGGAGACUGACACAUUUGAUAUGGAGAUGCUGGAAUUCCGUACUUUGGCACAAUAUUCAUACUUGGAACCUGGCUCAAUGAAGCACAUCUAUUUUUACUGCCACAAUUGUGGAUCCAAAAUGAUAAUAGCUAUAAUGUUCCCUAUGUCCAAGAAAGGUUCUAUAUUUGUGGUUGAUACAGUACAGAGUGACCAAAUGCCAAAUCUUGCUGCCAUGUAUACAGCUGAGAGAAACUCCAAAGUGUCCAAAGGAGUUGAUGAGGCAUCUCUUCCUCCUGCAGGAACUCAAAACUUUCAGGUAAAAUUGGAUAAAGAUAUAAACCGUGUCUACAGGAAUGUGCAGAGGAUUCUUUCGGCCUACAAAGAUGAGAAGCGAGGACCCACUUUUAUUGCCAUCCAGUCCAGUCUUAGUUUCUCUCAACUGACAUCUGCUAUGCCAGAGAUGAUCAACUUCCCCAUGGUACCUAUUCACAUGUCUGACAGUAACACUCUAUACAAUGUGCUGGAUUGGCAGAGAGUUGGCAGUCGAAGAAUGCUUCAGCAUUACAUGAAUGUGAAACUCAUCUUACAAGUGAUGCUGGAACAGUGCCGAUAUCUACACAUUCCUUUGGGUAACAUACCCAGUGACAUCACAAUGUUUGGAUGUGAUCUCUUUUUUGCCCGACAUCUCCAGAAACACAACCACUUACUCUGGUGUUCCUUGUCUGACCGACCUGAUCUGGGUGGCAAAGAAGCUGAUGACCAUCGGUUGUGUAUGGAACUUGAAGAGAAAACUACAGUGGAGGUGAACAAACCAGGAGCAUAUUCUACAGUGUGUCUGGAGUUGGACAUGUCAAGUUUGGCUGUCAAUACAGUUAUUGAGUCUGCCCAUGUCAGUGAUGUAGAAGGAGCAAGUGCAGUCAGUUUUGACCUCAUGCCCCAGACUUCUUUGGAGGAAAUGAUGCAAGGCCAAGGUGCAGCCACAAUGUUGACCAGUUAUGAUGAAACAGCUCUGUGCUCAGUUACUUUCAGAAUCCUGAAAACCAUGAUUCAAGGUUGGGUUAGAGAUGUGACAGCUUACAAAAAUGUUUUCGCUGACAACCAGAUUGUACACUUCUAUAGGUGGUUGCGAUCUCCGACAGCUCUUUUAUAUGAUCCAGCCUUGCGAAGAACACUUAAUGGAAUGAUGAAGAAAAUUUUCCUCCAGCUGAUAGCUGAAUUCCAGCGACUUGGUUCUUUGAUAGUAUUUGCCAAUUUCAACAUGAUUUUGCUCUGUACCAAGAAGCAGUCUAUUGACAAUGCCCUCAGUUAUAUGAAUUACAUCACAAGCAGCAUUAAAUCACGUAACCUGUUCCAUUUGAUAGAAUUUACUGUAGAGCAGUGCUGGGAGUAUCUCUUGUGGAUGGACUCUGCUAAUCAUGGUGGAGUGAAAGGUAAAUUACCAUCUUCUGCUGAAUCUGAAAAUCCUGAAGGAGGUAAUGAUGAUGAUGAUGAAGAGAAAGAGAAAGAGUCUGAUGCAGAAGAGGAUAUGGAUAAUGAAGGAGAAAAAUUAGAUGAUGAUUCUAAUGAUGAGCCAGAAAUUGAGAUGAACUGGAAUAUUGUCCAAUUCCUUCCUGAAAGUGGUGCCUGUCAAACCAAUUUUAAUAUGAUCAUUGCUGGAUAUAUUCUUUCAAUGUACAAUGAAAUCCAAGAUGAACACAGACGUAGAACUCCUGGUAACACACCUGUACGGCGUCGUUCAAGUCAGACUCAGACCAUCACAGAUUACUCAACUGCCCCAAGUAUAGUGACUUUUGCACAAGAUUUAAUCCAGGGUGAUCUUGCACAGCAGAUGUUUAUGCUAACACAGAAGAUCCAUAAGAAACUAUCUGCUAGUCAUUAUGGGAAUGAGGGCAGUGAUUUUCCAGAACCUCCUGGUUCCCACUUGAAGCCAACAUGUCCUGCUUUGGAGUUUGUCAAAAGUGUUCUAACGGUGUUGUCAUUGGAUACUAAUGUAACACUUCAAACCACAAAAUUAAGAAGGGACCUUCUCCGACUUAUAGGAUAUGGAGAAUUCUCUCCUGAUGCUGUCUUUAAAGAUCCUUGUUUAUCUUUUAUUCUUCCAGAGGUUAUCUGCAAGACAUGUAAUCACAUUCGAGACUUGGAUCUUUGUCGAGAUCCUUAUUUGAACCGAGAGACUCUGGGUGCUACAUGGUCAUGUAUCCAAUGUCACACUGAUUACGAUGCAGCUGAGAUAGAACACAGUCUAGUUGAGGUUAUUAACCGCAAGUCUCUUGCCUAUACCCUGCAGGAUACCAGAUGUGUGAAGUGUAAAUUGAUCAAAAAUAACAACAUGCAGAAUUACUGCUCAUGUGCAUCUAGUUUUGAAAAUGUCAUUUCUCGAGAUGCAUUUCUAUCUACCAUGAACACCUUCUAUGGAAUUGCUCAACAUUAUAAUAUGCAGCUGCUUCUAGAAACAGUUACAUGGAUCCUGAAGAUGAAUGAUUCUUUGAACAGCUAACUCAGUAUUAACCAUGAAGUUUGAGAGAGAGAAAGAGAGAAGUGUGAGAGGGGGAUAUGUAUUCUAUGAAGAAUCAUUUAUUUCAUUAUUUAUUUUGGCUUCUGAGAAGAUCUGUUAUUUAGAACUUUUCUUUUAAUGUUUUGGCAUAGAGUGUGCUGUCUUUAUUUCUAAGACUCAAAAGAUUGGAUUGAUUUAAAAAAAAUUUUUUUUUUUAUAAAUGUUUUCUGAGUGAAUGUGAAAUGACAAAUUGUACAAAGCCUCUUGCAUGUGUGUGUUGUAUUGACACACAUAUGUUUAUGUUAAUAUUUACAUUCUGCACUUAGCUGAGCUAUGGAUGGUGUCGUAUUGUCUUUUAUUAACAACAAAUUGUUAGUAUUUUCCAAGGUUAGUUGAAUGAAAAGGCUCUUUCUUGAAAAACAGGUACAAAAACCUCCAGCUGUAAAAACAACAUCUCAGUAAUAUGUAUUCAUUCAACCAAUUUUUAAUACCUAUGCUGGUAUUAAAAAUAAAUAAAAACAAACGAAUAUAA
Octopus sinensis (East Asian common octopus) is the source of this 7386-nucleotide messenger RNA. Its product is annotated as DNA polymerase epsilon catalytic subunit A-like. The transcript is spliced from 51 exons. Lineage: Eukaryota; Metazoa; Mollusca; Cephalopoda; Octopoda; Octopodidae. The record is from RefSeq and is a predicted model, not a curated record. Bases 60 to 6857 code for a protein of 2265 amino acids. Gene Ontology annotation, cellular component: epsilon DNA polymerase complex; nucleus. Gene Ontology annotation, biological process: base-excision repair, gap-filling; DNA replication proofreading; mitotic cell cycle. Gene Ontology annotation, molecular function: nucleotide binding; DNA-directed DNA polymerase activity; DNA binding.